Acanthaster planci (crown-of-thorns starfish) is the source of this 1710-nucleotide messenger RNA. RefSeq names its product proton-coupled folate transporter-like. Gene Ontology annotation, biological process: transmembrane transport. Lineage: Eukaryota; Metazoa; Echinodermata; Asteroidea; Valvatida; Acanthasteridae. Gene Ontology annotation, molecular function: transmembrane transporter activity. Gene Ontology annotation, cellular component: membrane. The record is from RefSeq and is a predicted model, not a curated record.
UACGAGGUCUUCCCAUUUUGUUUUCCAAAUAGUGCUUAUCUUUGAUGUAUUAACAACCAACUGCUCGUACAUGGCGAUAUAUAAAAAUGUAAGGGUAUGCGCUUUAAACAUGCGUGUAGUAUAAAAUAAGCGAGGCACUCAAAUCAAAGGUACACAGGAAAAUCAACGUUCAUGAUCCUUCUAGUCAGAGCUGACAUUACUCGUGAAACGUUCAGAAUUUCACCAAUCAAAUCUCUCUUAAGGUCAUUGAGGUUGGGAAGAGAAGGUCUUUAGCAUAAUUUUCAUAAAUAUGGCACAUCUGGACGGGUUUCUACAUCGUCACGUUACCAAAGUGGCAUUGUUCCUGUACACAUUUGGCAUCGUGAUGCAAUGGCCCGUCACGCAGAACCUCAUCCUCGACAAAUCCUGUCAGGGUCUGCAUGGUCGUGAAGUGUGCGACUCCCUCACCACUCAUCCAGAGAUCGAAGAGGAGAUUCAGGAUGCAGCGGCCUUCUGGGUGAUGACCAUGCCUAGCAUCACGGGGACCAUCAUGGCCUUCAGCUCCCUGUUCCUGGGGUCGGUGAGUGAUCGCCUCGGCAGGGGGACCGUGCUGAUGCUGACCUGCCUCGGUGGGAUUGCAAUGUCGCUCUGCCUCAUCCUGCAGACAACAUUGACCGGCCUGAGGCCCACUUUGCUCCUCGUCAGCUCUGCGGCCAUGGGACUGAGUGGGGGCAUGGGGACAUUUCUGGUUACUCUAUUCAAUUACAUCACCGACAGCACCCCGGCGAACGAACGCACCAGUCAACUCAGUGUCGUACAGCCGUUCGCCGGUCUUGGCACCAUUUUUGGCAUGUUGUUGUCGGGCGUGGUUUCCAAGCAUCUCGGCUUCGGAGUGGUAUAUGUAAUUUUCCUUGGCACCCAGGUCACAGUGCUGGUUCUGGCGGCAACGUGUAUGCAGGACUCAGCGGGAGUCCCGCCCGAGGAUCCCGCGGCACCUUCUUCUAGGCUGGGGUUGAUUGCUGGAAUGAUGAGGAGCCUCACUGCAGGUGUAAAGACAUGUCUGAAGCCCAGGCCCGCUACCAAGAGGAAACACAUCCUCUUCCUGGUCCUCUUUGGGGUCAUUUCCAUGAUUGGCGUAGGAGCCGACAUGGGCUUGACAGUUAUGUACACCAGGCGGGCGCCGUUCCAUUGGGAGCAGACGGUGUUCGGCUACUUCACCGCUGCCAAGAACAUCGGUCAGAUCCUUGGUAUGGCCCUUGGCACUAAGAUUCUAUUGAAGCUGGUCGGGACCGGAGGCUCGUCGCGUGAUGACCUGACACUGAUGCAGAUUGGCUACCUUGCUCUCACCGUGGGAUCGCUGGUGAUGUCGGCCGCAACCAGUUCAUAUCAUUUGAUUCUGGUUCCAAUGAUGAACUCCUUGUCGGGACCUGCACAAGCCGCCAGUGGGUCUCUUUCUUCCAAACUUGUCCACCCAACAGAGAAGGGAGCCUUUUCAUCAUUUUCGUCCUUCCUGAAUAACCUGGCCAUGCCAGCCGGCACAGUCAUCUUCACCACGGUGUAUUCUUGGACGUCUGCGUCCACUCCCGGGUUAGCCUUCCUCAUACAAGCCGUCAUGUACACAAUACCUAUGGUCCUUAUCGCCUUUAUGAAAGUGGAUAUGUCCAAAACAGCAAAAGACGAUGCCUAGGUCUAUAAAGGGAAGAGUUUCAUCCUGAACUGGCAACAAACACA